AUGAGUUCUAGGUUCCUCCUGGCUCUUUUCCUUGUCCUCCUGGUGUUGGGAUGCGAGGCCCAGCAAGAUGAGGAUUCGGGCAGCUCGGCUCUGCUGGACAAGGUCCAGGAGUCCCUCAUCACUUACUGGCUCUCUGCCAGGGCGGCUGCCCAAGGCCUGUACCAGAACACAUACCUGACCAGCGUGGAUGAGAAACUGAGAGACAUGUACAGCAAAAGCUCGGCGGCCAUGAGCACUUACGCGGGCAUUUUUACGGACCAAGUCCUUACUCUCCUGAAAGGAGAAGAGUGACCUGCAAGCUCCAAGUCAGGGGGGAAGGGAGAAGGGGGCGGAGCAUGAGGCCUCUGCC
This is a messenger RNA of Acomys russatus (golden spiny mouse), 349 nucleotides long. It is a transcript of the gene Apoc2, whose product is annotated as apolipoprotein C2. The transcript is spliced from 3 exons. Gene Ontology annotation, molecular function: phospholipase activator activity; phospholipase binding; lipid binding. NCBI's taxonomy places the organism in Eukaryota, Metazoa, Chordata, Mammalia, Rodentia, Muridae. The record is from RefSeq and is a predicted model, not a curated record. The coding region runs from base 1 to 291 and encodes 96 amino acids. Gene Ontology annotation, cellular component: very-low-density lipoprotein particle; intermediate-density lipoprotein particle; low-density lipoprotein particle. Gene Ontology annotation, biological process: lipid transport; lipid metabolic process; positive regulation of lipoprotein lipase activity.